AUGGUUAACAACGGUUUUGGUCACCUAACCAAGCAAUUGCUGAAGCUAGCGGAUGGCCGUGUCGUGCUGGCACUGGAGGGAGGACAUGACCUUACUGCCAUCUGUGAUGCAUCUGAAGCCUGUAUAAACGCCCUUUUAGGAAAUGAGCUGGAGCCUCUCCCGGAAGAUAUUGUGCACCAAAUCCCAAAUAUGAAUGCAAUAGCUUCUUUAAAAAAGACCACUGAAAUUCAAAGCAAGUACUGGAAGUCAGUGGAGCCAUACUCUGUGCCAGUGGAUUGUGCUCUGGCUGAGUCUCAGAAACGAGAAAGGGAGGAGACAGAAACGGUAUCUGCUAUGGCCUCUCUUUCAGUGGAUGUUGAACAGUGUACUCCUCAGGAAGGCAGCAGAGCUGCUGGCGAGCCCAUGGAAGAAGAGCCAGCCUUGUGAAGUGCCAAGUCCUCCCUGAUAUUUCCUGUGGGUGACAUCAUUGUGUAUCCCCCCAAAGCACCCUCAGACAUGUCUUGUCUGCUGCUUGGGUGGCACAGAUCAGAUGGAACAUAAACACUGGGCACAAAACUCUGAAUAGCAGCUUCACUUGUUCUUUGGAUGGACUUGAAAGGGCCCUAAAGAUUCCUUAAAUGUAACCACUACAAUUCUAGAGUUACAGUAAAACGGGCUUGGGAGAAAGAGCCUAGAGCAUGCUUUUUAUAUGCUGUUUGACCCACUCACCAACAUAAAUUGUGAAAUAGAGUAUUACAAAAUUCUACAUGAUAGAUUAUAGAUACGAGAUUUGCAACAGCCAGCAAAAUACUCGGUAAACUCCAUGAAUCACUUUCUGACACUUUUUACUGGGUGAUUUUUUUCAUACUGUGUUAAAUUGUUAAUAGAAUUUGUUUUCUUUGCUCUGUGUAAUGAAAAAGAAAAAAAAAACUUUUAUUUUACGUGCUAUUUUUUAACCCCCUGUAAUGAGUUCAUAGCUGAGUAAGUGAAAGGCAUGUAAAUUACAACGAGGGAUUUCAGCUAACGGGAAAGCACUUCUUACCAUACUAUAAAUCCCCCGAAGUACUGUGCUUGGGGGUGCUUUAUUUUCUUUUCCCUUUUCCUGGCCAUCCCUCCCCAUUUCAUGUAAUCUUUUCUAUCAUGAAAACACAUUCACGAUUCUCUACAACGAGCAAUCUUCUGCCUUUACAAAAAAGUGCUGUACCCUCUGUAGUUGACAGUAGCUCUCGCCAGAUGUGCGGCAGAGAUCAAGUAGUCUCUGAAAAAAUGGAUGGUUUUUCAAACGUGUUUUUAGCUGGUUCUGAAACUUUUCUUCGUCCUGACUCUAAAAGCAGCAACCUUCAGUAACUGCGUGCAGCUCAUUUGAAGCUCAGGUGUUUCUGUGGAGGUUGUGUCGGGGGGGUGUUCUUUACAGGUCGUCAUGUGAAUGCAAACUGGUUCUUUUAUGUAGUCCUGCACCAAGAGAACUGAUGUUGCUUUAGAAGCUUCAAAGGGUUUAGGCUUUAUUUUAGAUCCUCAAAGAGCAGCGAGAUCUCCCUGCAAUGUGACUUUAGCUGUUUAAUUCUGUGUUUGAGAACGUAACAUAGAGUUGUGCCUUUAGCUGAUAAUGAACGCUUAAACUGUUACACGUGUUGCCUUACCAUCAGAAAAAGAGAUAGGGCAUGUAUGUAAGACUACUUCAAAUGAACAAAACUCUGCUACAGCAACUUUGAUUUUGUUUACCACUUUGUCACCUAAUGAACUCUGGGAGAUACCUUGAAGUAUUUGACUUGCAGUAUUGGAUAGUUCGCUCAGCUUUUAAAAGCAAGUGAUGUUCAUUUUAUAUAUUUUCCAAACUCA
Molecule: messenger RNA, 1818 nt
Organism: Tauraco erythrolophus (red-crested turaco)
Lineage: Eukaryota; Metazoa; Chordata; Aves; Musophagiformes; Musophagidae
Source: RefSeq, a predicted model, not a curated record